CAAAAGAGAAGAUCCCAAGCUGAAGUGGAAUGCAGAUCUGAUAAGAAAAAAAAAGAUGGGGUGGGGAUGGGCGAUGUGGGAGGGGUUGGUGGCGGUGGGAUCGUUGGUGCUGCUCGGCUGGGCGGGGCUCUGGUUCUUGAACCGGCGGCUGUACAAGGAGUACGAAGAGAAGAGGGUCCUCGUCCAGAUCAUCUUCAGCGUCGUCUUCGCCUUCUCUUGCAAUCUCCUCCAGCUCGUCCUCUUCGAGAUCAUCCCUCUUCUCUCCCGAGAGGCUCGAUGGCUCAACUGGAAGGUGGACUUGUUCUGUCUGAUACUGCUCUUGGUCUUCUUGUUGCCUUACUACCACUGCUACCUCAUGCUCUGCAACAGUGGUGUAAGGAGAGAACGUGCUGCCACUGGAGCCAUUCUGUUCUUGCUUGCAUUUCUCUAUGCCUUUUGGCGCAUGGGUAUCCACUUCCCCAUGCCUUCCCCAGAUAAAGGUUUCUUUACCAUUCCUCAGUUGGUCAGUAGAAUUGGAGUCAUUGGCGUGACUGUUAUGGCUAUCUUGUCUGGUUUUGGAGCUGUAAAUUUGCCCUACAGUUAUUUGUCUCUCUUCAUCAGAGAGAUUGAGGAAGCAGAGAUUAAAGCGUUAGAGAGACAACUGAUGCAAUCGAUGGAGACUUGUAUCCUCAAGAAAAAGAAAAUUAUUCUUUGCCAGAUGGAAAUGGCACGAAUGCAAGGAUCAGAAGAGAAGUUGAAGGCUAGAUCUUUGUUCAAACGGAUUGUUGGCACAAUGGUAAGAACAGUGCAAGAUGACCAAACAGAGCAAGAUAUUAAGAACAUGGAAGCAGAGGUACAAGCUUUGGAAGAGCUCUCGAAGCAAUUGUUUUUGGAAAUUUAUGAGCUUCGCCAGGCCAAGGAGGCAGCUGCUUAUUCUCGAACAUGGAGAGGUCAUAUGCAGAAUCUACUUGGUUAUGCUUGUUCAGUAUACUGUGUAUACAAAAUGAUUAAGUCUUUACAAAGCGUGGUGUUUAAGGAGGCUGGUUCAGUAGAUCCUGUGACAAGGACAAUCAGCAUAUUUUUGCGUUUAUUUGAUAUUGGUAUCAAUGUCUCUUUGUUGUCUCAGUACAUUUCUUUGAUGUUCAUUGGAAUGUUGAUUGUUAUAUCAGUUCGUGGUUUCUUAACAAAUUUAAUGAAGUUCUUCUUUGCAGUUUCCAGAGUCGGAAGUGGGUCUUCUAGCAAUGUUGUACUUUUUCUGUCUGAAAUAAUGGGGAUGUAUUUUGUGUCUUCUAUUCUCCUGAUACGAAAAAGUUUGGCCAAUGAUUACAAGAUGAUCAUUACUGAUGUGUUAGGUGGAGAUAUCCAAUUUGAUUUCUACCACCGGUGGUUCGAUGCGAUUUUUGUAGCAAGUGCUUUCCUUUCUCUUCUUUUACUUUCUGCGCAUUACACCUCACGCCAGGCCGACAAACACCCUAUUGAUUAAUUUCUUAUGUUGGCAUUGCUAGGGAUGAGUGGCAUGGCUUGUUUGUAUGAGUGGAAGUUGUACUACAGUCUUCACUCUUCUCCCAUGAAUGCAGGAGUACGAAUUGCUGGCAGUCGUGAAGUUGGAUAAUGGUGGGAAACACGGUGUUUUGAAGCUUGCUCUCGUAUGUCUGAUGGGUCUCCGUUUCAUCGGCUUGUAGAUAGUGGAACCGGCAGGCAGAGGGAACUUUCUUUAUGUCAAAGAAGCAAAGAAGACACGGGAACCUGUAAGCUGGGGUUGAAUGAUCACGCUCUCUUGUAUAUCAAAGUUAGGCCUUUGUAUUUUGCGCCAUCUGCAUUUAGAACUUGACUACAUUGGAACGGAA
This is a messenger RNA of Rhodamnia argentea, 1826 nucleotides long. RefSeq names its product GPCR-type G protein 1. The coding region runs from base 56 to 1462 and encodes 468 amino acids. Gene Ontology annotation, cellular component: membrane. Gene Ontology annotation, biological process: response to abscisic acid. NCBI's taxonomy places the organism in Eukaryota, Viridiplantae, Streptophyta, Magnoliopsida, Myrtales, Myrtaceae. The record is from RefSeq and is a predicted model, not a curated record. The transcript has 14 exons. Gene Ontology annotation, molecular function: abscisic acid binding.